Molecule: messenger RNA, 1523 nt
Organism: Sinocyclocheilus grahami
Lineage: Eukaryota; Metazoa; Chordata; Actinopteri; Cypriniformes; Cyprinidae
Gene: riox1
Product: ribosomal oxygenase 1
Exons: 12
Cellular component (GO): nucleolus
Molecular function (GO): histone H3K36 demethylase activity; histone H3K4 demethylase activity
Source: RefSeq, a predicted model, not a curated record
GUAUUGACUCCAGCAGAGGAAAAGCGCUCAUGCGUCUGAUCAUCUGAGCCAUGGAAAGAAAACACAUGUCCGCAUUAUCUAUUUAUCAGUCAUUAUCUGGAGGAACAAAACUGCAAGUGCAGGCAAAUGCUGCGCCAGCGAAGAAAAUCAAAAAGAAGGAGAAUGGCAUCCAACCAAACAAGAAAUCCAAUAAAAAGAAAAGGAUGAAGCCUCUAAAGUCCAGUAUGAGGCUCAGCAGCAGUGAUGAGGAGAAAUCUAAGGCCCAGAAGGACCGUGAGACACAUAACGGUGAAGAAUUUGACGGUCCAGCUCUUGAUGUGCUCCUGACGGAUCUGGAGAAGGUCAACAACAGCAGAGAAAGAGCUAACAGACUGUAACAGUGGCUUGUUCACCCAGUCCAAGACAAGAGCUUCUUCAGAGAGAAUUGGGAGAAGAAACCGAUUCUUAUCCAACGACAGAAUCCAGACUAUUACAAAGGACUCUUUUCGACGGCUGAGUUUGACCGCAUCUUAAGAAAUAAUGAUGUUCAGUAUGGAGUGAACCUGGAUGUGACGAGCUACACAAACGGAAAAAGAAAGACACACAAUCCUCCAGAAAGAGCGCUACCGUACAUGCUGUGGGAUUUUUAUGAGAGCGGCUGUUCUCUCCGAAUGCUCAAUCCUCAAGCGUUUUCCUCCACUGUGUGGCAAGUGCUCUCUAUUCUUCAGGAGACGUUUGGCAGUAUGGUGGGUGCAAAUGUAUAUCUGACACCAGCGAGGACGCAGGGUUUUGCUCCUCACUAUGACGAUAUAGAGGCAUUAAUUUUGCAGUCGGAGGGCAAAAAGCAUUGGAGAGUGUACAACCCUCAAUCUGAAGAUGAAGUGUUGCCACUGGUGUCCAGUCCUAAUUUCAGUCAGGACGAGAUCGGGCAGCCCAUCAUGGACGUGGUGCUGGAAGCUGGCGAUCUGCUGUAUUUUCCCCGUGGCUUCAUUCAUCAGGACGACUGUCUGCCUGACGCUCACUCGCUGCACCUCACCGUCUCCUCCUUCCAGAGGAACAGCUGGGGAGAUCUGCUCCUCAAAUUGAUGCCAGCAGCUCUGGAGACUGCGAUGGAGGAAGACGUUGAGUUCAGGAAGGGACUGCCGCUCGAUUACCUUCAGUUCAUGGGAGUUCAGAACUCUGAGAAGGAAGACCCACGGAGAGACAAAUUCAUUGCACACGUCGAGGGCCUGAUGAAGAAACUGGUCGAUUAUGCACCAGUCGAUGCUGCUGUGGAUCAGAAAGCCAGAGACUUCCUGCACGACUGCCUUCCACCGGUGCUGAGCGCUGGUGAGUCUCACAGUAACACCUCUACUGAAGGUCGGGGGGGGUUGCUUUAAAAUAUCCCUUUUGAAAGGUCAUACAUAUAAACUUAAGCCAUUCAUAUCCCAAGUUUGUUUCUGUGGCCUGUUUGCCAUGCGAGACAGUGGAGGCAAAGAUGUCUCUGGCUGAGCUGCUCUUUGAGAAGGCACUGAUCCACACAGCCGAACCGUUGACAGCUUGAA